Fusarium sp. VM40 is the source of this 714-nucleotide messenger RNA. NCBI's taxonomy places the organism in Eukaryota, Fungi, Ascomycota, Sordariomycetes, Hypocreales, Nectriaceae. The record is from the annotation of a GenBank genome assembly.
AUGGACGCACGACGAAACUCGACACCUACAAUGGUGGAGGAAGACAUGGAGGCAAUGGGGUGGGAAAUCUAUCCUCCACUGCCAGAACUUGUCGCAUCCGGAGAAUACAGCGACUUUAACAUCCGUUGCGAUGGGCAAUUAUAUCAGCUCCAUCGGGUCAUUGUGUGCCCUCAAUCUCACGCUAUGAGAGCGGCUUGUUCGGCGAUGCAGGGAGCUGCGUCCAUGACGAUGCAUAUCGAGGAAACCGAUACUUUUACCAUCCGAUAUGUGAUCAAUUUCUUGUAUGAGGAGGACUAUGAAAUUGAUCCUGAUUGGGUAGAGGAUCAAGUCCGUUCAGAGGGAGCGCAGGGGAGUGUUGACGCGGCCAACAAUGAGAGGGCAGUCAAGACACUGCUCGCUCACAUCCGUGUCAGCCUCUUCGCCCACCGCCAUGGGGUUGAGGGUCUGAGUGAAUACUCAGCCUUAGAGAUAAAGCAACUCUUCUCUAGUGUCCCGGCACAUAUGCUGCCUGCGUUCAUCCAGCGGAUGUACUCUUACACGCGAGAUUUCCCUCGACAGUGGAUAGCCGCCUGCAAUAUCAGGGUUCUCAUCAAGGAGCGUGUCCGGGAUGUGUUGACGGCGCCGGAUUUCUACCGUCUGGGCGUGGAUAGACGCAUUCUCGAGGAGAUUAUCAGGGCCUGUGGCGAGCAGAGACCUUUACUGGAGCACCUGUGA